Messenger RNA from Pangasianodon hypophthalmus (striped catfish), 2145 nucleotides. RefSeq names its product CD82 molecule a (gene cd82a). The record is from RefSeq and is a predicted model, not a curated record. Lineage: Eukaryota; Metazoa; Chordata; Actinopteri; Siluriformes; Pangasiidae. The transcript has 9 exons. The coding region runs from base 228 to 998 and encodes 256 amino acids. Gene Ontology annotation, cellular component: membrane.
UGUGUGUGUGUGUGUGAGAGAGAGGGAGUGUGUAAGAGUGUGUGUGUGUGCGCGUGUGAAUGUGCAUGAGUGUUCAGUAGUCACCAACAACACACUCCUUCCUGACGCUGGCUGCAGCGCGCGACUGACAGCUGUUGGACUCUUCUCCAUUUUCUUUCAUCAUUUGCAACAAAAAAAAAAAAAAAAAGAAAGAAAUAAUAAAAUAAUAAUAAUACACAGUCAGCAAAAUGGGCAAAGGUUGCAUCACAGCCACCAAGUACUUUCUGUUUCUGUUCAACCUCCUGUUCUUCAUCUUUGGAGCCCUGAUUAUGGGCUUUGGACUCUGGAUCCUCCUGGACAAUCAGAGCUUCAUUGCAGUCUUGCAGGACUCAUCUACAGAACUGAAGGUGGGCUCCUACAUUGUGAUUGGUGUCGGUGCCUUCACCAUGCUGAUGGGAUUCCUGGGCUGUCUGGGAGCAAUCUAUGAGAUCCGCUGUCUGCUUGGACUGUACUUCACUCUCCUGCUCCUCAUCCUCAUCGCUCAGGUGGUUGCUGCUGUCCUCAUCUUUUUCCAGCGUGAUGUGCUGAGGAAAACGACAUCCAGCAUCGUGACCAAAAUUGUGGAGAACUACCAGGGACAGAACAAGACCGCAGAGCAGGCCUGGGACUACAUUCAGAGGAGCAUGCACUGCUGUGGCUGGAUAGGCCCCAAGGACUGGGAAAACAACCCCGUGAUCAACAACAGCUCUCAGCAGCUGUACCCCUGCUCCUGUCGCAACACCUCCAUCGCGGGAGAGAACGCCACAGACGGCAGCUUCUGCGAGGCUAAGUCUUCUGAUUGGCCCAUUUACGACAGGGGCUGCAUGGUUAACGUGGAGAGCUGGCUCUUCACCAACUACGGAGUCAUUCUAGGAAUCUGCCUCGGGGUGGCUGUUAUUGAGCUACUCGCCAUGAUCCUGUCCAUGGGCCUGUGUAAGAGCGUACACCAAGAAGAGUACACCAAAGUGCCGAAGUAUUAAAGAAGAAACACACACACACACACACGCACACACGAACACACACACACACACAUCUUCUACAUUUAAAAUAUAUUGACCUUCUCUGCAUAGUUUACAUGUUUUUGUUGUUUUUUUUUUUUUUUUUCAAGACUCUUACCCAAAAUAUCAAAACGAAGCUUUAGAAAUUGUGGAAAAUCGUAAACCUGUGGAAAGCACGGUGGAGCGUGUAGCACGUUCUGCUUUCUUUAUUUCACCACGUUAGCCUCCUUUAAGCGAAAUCGUGCACCUUUUAUUGUGAGCUUGUGUUCAAAAUAUCGUCACCUAAAACUUCCCAGAUGAAGGAACGAAAAGCUUUUGCGCAUUUCUCUCAGCGCUCGUCUUCACACGUCCUCCUAGCUAACGACAUCUAUUGCAUGACACUUCUUUUCUUUUUCAUUUGUACAUCAGUGUUGUUUUUGUUGUUGUUUUUGUUUGUUUGUUUGUUUGUAUAUAAUUUAACGAUCCUUUAAUUAGCAUGUUUCGUGGUUAGGAUGUCCCUUUUUAAAAAUCUUUUCUUCAGUUAUACUUGUUUUCUUUUUUUUUUUGUCUUUUUUAUGUACAGAUUGCAUAUUUUUUACAUUUUUGAAUUUUUUGGGCUUAUUAUUAUUAUUUUUUUUUAAUCAGGGCUAACCUGAUUUCCGUGAUUUUUAUUGCCUUAUUUCUAAUCCGAUUGCUUUCGUGUCACUCACUUGUGUGUGACUCCUUUUAUGAAAGAUGACAUUUUGAAGAUUAAUCUCUUUAACUGUAACCCAACACUAGGACACCUAUAUAUGCACUCUGUUUUGAGGGGAAGGAAGUAAAGUAUAAGCAUACUUAAAAAAAAAAAAAAAAAAAAAAAAAAAAACUUUGAUGAACCUUAUGAUCGAAGUCUUAAUAUUAUAUUGUUUUAGAUUUUCCUUUUUAUCUAGACUUUUUUUUUGUAUAUUUGAAGAAAGAAAAUGGACCGGAAACAGUCAGAACAUCUCGUGUUUUGUCCUGAGAAGUAAACCAAUAAAAGAAUUAUAUGGUACGAGGUAAAAAAAAAACAUCUUUUUAUAAACCUGGAAUACAUUUUUUUGACCAAGCGUGACUGUUAAACAGGACGUACAUGUGUAAAAAUAUCUGUUACAAUAAAGUGAACUCACCCAGA